AAGAAGAAACUGCAAUGACAGAAAGCAUCCAUGCCGUACCAGGUGCCGUCCUCCAUCGCCUCAUCUCCCGCCGUUCGAUCAAAAUCCACCACUGGAACCCACUUCCCCCCUCCCCCAUCCGAUCGCCUCCGCCCGCGACACUCUCCCUCCGUCGCCCCGGGGCUUCCCUUCGCCGCGAUUUUUCCUCCCUGAUGGCUUCUCCGGCACCCUCCUUGGCUCCGGGCAGUCCCUUCGAACUAAAUGAUGAAUCAGACUUCGAUUCUAUCAUAACCCCUGACGGUUUCCUCUCCGUGCUCGGCUUUGGCUCUCUUCUUUCGGAGAGGAGUGCCAGGAGCACUUUCCCUGAUCUCAAAAACUUCCGCAUUGCGGUGCUCCGCGGGUUUCGCCGGGUCUUUGCUCAUGUCGCGCCGAUUUUUUUCGAGCGCGGAAUUGCUAAUGAGGCGACGGGGGAGGUCUCGAGUUUGAGUGUGGAGCCUUGCGAGGGUGAAUUCCUUAUAGUGACUGUAUUUGAGAUCAAGAAAGAGGGGGUUCCUGCCUUUAUAGAGAGAGAGAACGAGUUCAGAUUUUUAGCCGUUUACCCUGAAUAUUUAGAUGGUAUUUCAUUUACAAACCCUGCUGUUGUUUGUGCACGCUACAGCGAUGAAGAAUAUUUUCAUAUAAGAUGCAAAGGUAACAAGGGCACUUUUUUUAAUCAGUAUGGACGAUACAACAUACAGAAGAUAUGGCGUGAUGAUAUUUUGCCUUGUCGGGUAUAUCUUAGGCAUUGAUGAACAGCGGAGGUACAAUGAGUUGAGUUUAAUUCAAGAACGGACCCAUUGAGCAGUCGGAGGAAUAUGAUGUGCUUCCAGAGAAAACAAAGCAUUGACCUAUGUGACACAUAAAUUAGCAGCUUCCAAAGAUUGCAAAUAUGUGCAUUGAAGAAGUGGAUGAGGAAGUUGUGAAACUAUUGAAGGUCAGGUUCAAAAAGGAGAUUCUGAUGGAGCAUGCUAGUGUGGUGAUGGGUAAUGAAUAGAAUGGAAAAUAUGCGUAUGGUCUGGCACAACUUGGGCCAUGGGCAACAUGUCACGCCAAACAGCUGUGUUGUGUUGGGUAGGUUGUACCAGAGGUUGGGCCACGUACAAGCAGAUCCUUAGGUUGUACCAGAGAAGACGAAAAUAUAGUAAUAUUCACGGAGUAAAUAAUGGAUGAGCCUUAGGUGGUGGAGUACAAUUGAUUCUU
Molecule: messenger RNA, 1218 nt
Organism: Zingiber officinale
Lineage: Eukaryota; Viridiplantae; Streptophyta; Magnoliopsida; Zingiberales; Zingiberaceae
Exons: 8
Coding region: 15-767 (250 amino acids)
Source: RefSeq, a predicted model, not a curated record